GUCUUCUUCCUCUUUAUUUCCUGGUACCUGAGGUGCCUGUCUAGUACACAGCAGGCACAUUUGCGAACUGACAGUCUGACCACUGAGUGUGGUGAGCCAUGGUGCAGGCCCAUGACCUCAUCUUACAGGCUCUAGAGAACCUGAACGAAGAUGAGUUCAAGAAGUUCAAACACAAGCUGUGGACUUGGCCACUGAGGGAAGGCUUCAACCACAUCCCCCGGGGGAUCUUGCAGUCCAUGGACCGCUUGGACCUGUCUGACAAGAUCAUCAGUCACUACUUACCGGGCUACGGGAUAGAGCUGACUGUGGAAGUGCUCCUGGAUAUGGGCAUGCGGGAAGAGGCUGUCAGACUACAGAAAGCGGCAGAAUCUAGACCAUAUAUAUCAUGGACCAGGGCUGAUUGAUCUUCAUCACUGGACUCAUAAAAGCAGACCAAUGAAUCCUGAUUGAAGACAUCACCAACCCUAAUUUGAAACUCUUCAGUUUUAUGGAAGCCUGGGUUUUCAUCUACUAGAACAUCUUUCAGGGCAGACUUUCAGUCACUGAAACUAAGGGGCUUCUUAUUGUUUCCCAAUCCUCCUCUGGGCUCCAUCUCUCCCCACAAAGUCAGCUUUUGUGCCAGACAUCUUGGCUGUCUCCUUAUUCCCACCCCCCAGGCCCACCCAUUUGGGCAUAUAUUUUUAUACAUUCAAAU
Messenger RNA from Sarcophilus harrisii (Tasmanian devil), 694 nucleotides. It is a transcript of the gene PYDC1, whose product is annotated as pyrin domain containing 1. The transcript is spliced from 2 exons. Lineage: Eukaryota; Metazoa; Chordata; Mammalia; Dasyuromorphia; Dasyuridae. The coding region runs from base 99 to 404 and encodes 101 amino acids. The record is from RefSeq and is a predicted model, not a curated record.